AUGUACAUAGUGGCCUCUGGCAAUUUGAAGAUCACUGACCUCAGCUGUGUCACAUUGAAAACUUACAGUGAAGGUGACAUUGUUGAAGAUCGGUCACUUAUUUGGCUUCCACACAAUCGCUUCAAGAAUAGACGAAGGCACAACGUUGUGUCCGUCGGGUAUUCGCAGAUAUACAUUCUUUUUCGCGAUGACUUCCUCGAAGUAUUAGAAGACUAUCCUGAUUGCCGCAAGAAAAUACGGGUCCACGGUAAGGAUAAAGAUUAA
Messenger RNA from Cooperia oncophora, 264 nucleotides. Lineage: Eukaryota; Metazoa; Nematoda; Chromadorea; Rhabditida; Trichostrongylidae. The record is from the annotation of a GenBank genome assembly.